Chelonoidis abingdonii (Abingdon island giant tortoise) is the source of this 1393-nucleotide messenger RNA. NCBI's taxonomy places the organism in Eukaryota, Metazoa, Chordata, Testudines, Testudinidae. The record is from RefSeq and is a predicted model, not a curated record.
GCCAUGGCCGAGAUCAGCGACCUGGACCGGCAGAUCGAGCAGCUCCGGCGCUGCGAGCUCAUCAAGGAGAGCGAGGUGAAGGCGCUGUGCGCCAAGGCCCGGGAGAUCCUGGUGGAGGAAAGCAACGUGCAGCGGGUGGAUUCUCCUGUGACAGUGUGCGGGGACAUCCACGGUCAGUUCUAUGACCUCAAGGAGCUGUUCAGGGUCGGGGGUGAUGUCCCAGAGACCAAUUACCUCUUUAUGGGUGACUUCGUGGAUCGGGGCUUCUACAGUGUUGAGACCUUCCUACUGCUGCUGGCACUCAAGGUGCGCUACCCUGACCGCAUCACACUGAUCCGGGGCAAUCACGAGAGCCGGCAGAUCACGCAGGUAUAUGGCUUCUACGACGAGUGUCUGCGCAAGUACGGCUCCGUCACCGUGUGGCGCUACUGCACCGAGAUCUUCGACUACCUCAGCCUGUCGGCCAUCAUCGACGGCAAGAUCUUCUGUGUCCACGGGGGUCUCUCCCCGUCCAUCCAGACGCUGGAUCAGAUCCGCACGAUUGAUCGCAAGCAGGAGGUGCCGCACGACGGGCCCAUGUGUGACCUGCUCUGGUCUGACCCUGAAGGUAUGGGAGGCAGGAGGCGGGGGAUGGGGCUGCAUGGCAGGAGAGCGGGCGGGUCCUGGGAUGCGCUGAGGGCCCCCAGGUGUGGGAAUGUGGCUGCCAUCCUGGAGCUGGACGAGCACCUGCAGAAGGAAUUUAUCAUCUUUGAAGCUGCCCCCCAGGAGACCCGGGGGAUCCCCUCCAAGAAGCCCGUUGCCGACUACUUCCUGUGACACCCCCCCACCCCACCCCCGGACUGAGGCAGCCCCUGGCUUCCCCUGCUGGGGGAGUUUGGGGGCACUUGGGGAGCUGAUCCCGGCCCCACUUGUUCCCUGGGGUGUUGAACGUGGGGCCGCCCAGAAUCCAGCCCUGCUCUGGGUUGAACUGACUGUUACCUCCCUGUCCCCGUCUCUCUCCUGCUCCGUGUUACUCCUCCCUCUCCGUAGUGCCCCCAAAUCGAUUUCUCCAGGCUUCAGUCCCCCGCCUCUUAUUUAAUAUCAGGGCCCCUCCCUGCUGCAGCCCUGGCCUGGCUGCAGCAAGGCAUCUGCCCUCCCAAACUGGAUCCCACACAUUGGGGGGACCUCAACCCAGUCAGACACCCCAGUAUCCUGUGGGUCACCCCACAACUUCAUCUCUCCUGAGGGACCAGUUUCCCCACCCACCCCGUCUUCCUGGGGAGGGGGGGCUAUUCCAACACCCCCAUUUCUCUCUGGGGAGGGGCCCCUCCUGAUCUGUCUCCUCUUGACAUUUUUAUUUCUUCGGUUUAAUUAUUUUUUCCAAUUUUUGCCUUUUUUGUUCAUUUUAGAUUAA